CAUUUAUCAACACAAAUGAAUAAUCAUUAUCCUUAAAAUCCUGACUAAAAAACAAUUUAUGUCUAUAUAUAUAUAUAUAUAUAUUUUUAUGUCUAUUUUGGCAUAUACCCCCAUCAAUGGCAAUGAAACUGUUACCAAAUUAACAGAAAUCUUCUUGCUUAUAAAAGUUGACCAAACGUGUAGUACAUUUUGGUAGCAGUCUCCCUCCAAUUCCUUCUGCAGCCUCGAAAUCUUUCACUACUUCUCCUUGAAUUUCUGAGGGAAAAAUGACAGGGGGUAUUGAAAUUGGGAAAGAAGAGCAAGUGACCCUUGAUCUUCUCAAGAAAAAAAUGGAUGACUUUGCCAAGGAACGAGAUUGGGAGCGUUUUCACAGCCCCAGGAAUCUUCUCUUGGCUUUGGUUGGUGAAGUUGGGGAACUUUCAGAGAUAUUCCAAUGGAAAGGGGAGGUUCCAAAAGGCCUUCCUGACUGGAAGGAAGAAGAGAAACAACACCUGGGAGAAGAGCUUUCCGAUGUUCUGCUUUACCUCGUACGACUUUCAGACAUGUGCGGAGUUGAUCUUGGGAAAGCUGCUCUUAGGAAAGUGGAGCUUAAUGCUAUCAAAUACCCGAUUAAUCCCACCAUAAGUUCUUCCAAUAAGAACAACAACGUCACUGAAGACGGUGGCUCUGAGAACUGAAGAAGUAGCCAUCAAAGCAACAAGAAAUAAAUGGAGAUGGAAUUGCUUUUUCUCUACUCCUGAAUAGGUUAAAGUUUUUCCAGCUUUAAGAAUGACGGAAUGAAUAAUGUUUUGGAUAACUUGAUUUGGGCUGUUUCAUUAGCCAAUGAAGAUGGGCAAUUUUGUUGUUUUGGAAGCUGAUAGUUUUAGCAUCAGAUUAAUUAAGAUGUUAGUCUCUUUGGAAUCUCCACGAAAUUGGUAAUCUUUUGUAAUCCUUUGUUUUAUUAGUCGGCUGAGAUGAAAAGCAAUUCCAUUACAUGAAUUUGCCUGAUUUCAACCAAUUUGAAAUGCAACUUGAAAUGGCAUGAUACUAGUACUAGUAUGGAGUUUCAGCAAUGCAGGC
This is a messenger RNA of Oldenlandia corymbosa var. corymbosa, 1059 nucleotides long. The record is from the annotation of a GenBank genome assembly. Lineage: Eukaryota; Viridiplantae; Streptophyta; Magnoliopsida; Gentianales; Rubiaceae.